UUUAGGAUAUUUUGUACCGGUUUAAUAAACAUCAUCACUAGACAAAUAUUAUUGACUUGAAUCUUGCUUUUUUUUUUUGUGCAACUGACUUGAAUCUUGCUUGAAGUCUAAUUAUCGUAGCCUUGAGACAAAUUGGUUGGCCUUUGGUUGUUUAGAGUCAGUUUUCAGACAAUUUUAGAUAAUGUUUUUUCAAUACACAUUUACGUAUAGACGUGUACACGUAUAUAUAUGUAAGAGAAAUAUUUUAAAAGAAAGGAACAAAUAAUGAUAGAUGGAGUGGAGUAGUGGUAGAGAUAGAUGAAGGGCGAGCCGUAGAUUCCGUGAGGGACAGGCUUGCAUUGCACUUACCAUUACUCCUUCCCUUCCUUCAUUUAUUUUUUCUUUAAUAAUAUAUAUACAGUUUUAGAACAAAUUUAGAAUGCGUUUGAUUUGAUUUAGAACUAGAUUGUAGAUUAAAACUUGAUAGGAUUUGUCAGAAAAAUAAAUCAACAAUUACAAUGUAAGAUACAAACUACAUAUUCUCUAAGAUAAUUUUUAAAAUAGUGAAGUUUUAUCAUUGAAAUUUACAAAAACAAUCAUGUCUAAAUAUUAAAACUAAAUAUAUAAUGUUAAAUCAUAUAAUUAGAUAUACUUUUGUGAUAUUCUAUCUUGUAAUGACUAUUUUGAAGUGAUGCCUAAAAUUUGUUAACGUACAUAUCAAAGUGAAAACUAAUUUUAACAACAACAAAAAAAACUACUAAACUAUUUGAUAUGUGUUCAUACCCAAAAUAAAUAGGUACACAGAGUAACAACACGGAUAAUGAAGUGGAAUAAACAAAUAAUACUAUAGAUAUUGUCUAAAUUGGCACGUUUUGUUGCAAAUUAUUACACACACUCUUUCUCUCUCUUUAUCUCAUUGUCUUGUGAUUAGUUUGCCAAGUUGGGUAAAUACUAGAAGAGAGAGACAAUAACAGAAUUACUAAAAUUUUAGAGGCUACAAAAAGACAAGUCCAAACAUAUUCACACACUUGCAAAGUUUUUUCUUAUAUAUGUCUGGUGUCUCUCUUUGACUUGUCUCUUCCUAUAUCACUCACUAUUUAUGUAUCCAUCUCUCCACACAUCUCUCUCCAUCCCACACACAUCUUCCUCUUAACACAUUACUAUAUAUGCAUAUAUCUCAUUCUUAAACUUCUUCAUAAUCAACAUCAACACAAAUCCUCUUCUCCUUUAGUGAUCUUCAUCUCUUGAUGGAAGCGUUUGUAGAGGCCAUAGCGGCUUCAAAGGAGCAAUCAUUAAUCUUUAAAGGGAAGCGUACAAAGCGACAACGUCCACAGUCUCCCAUUCCUUUCUCUAUCGCCCCUCCUAUAGUUUCUUCCCAUGCACGUGACAUUCUAGAAGAAUCCAAAAAGGAUGGUGUGAUCACGUCUUCAUCUUCAUCAGCCUCUUGGUUCUCUAACAACAACGCAACUUUGAAGGCUGAAGAAGACGAGGAAGAGCAAGACAUAGCCAACUGUUUGAUCCUCUUGUCUCAAGGUCACUCUCUUCCCAUACCUAACCACGAAGCAAACAACAAUAACACGUUUAGAUUUAGCAGCAGGAGGUUUCUAGAGACUUCUUCAUCUAACGGUGGUGGCAAAGCCGGUUACUACGUUUAUCAAUGCAAAACUUGUGACCGGACCUUCCCUUCUUUCCAGGCUUUAGGCGGCCAUAGAGCUAGCCACAAGAAACCUAAAGCCACGUUAUCCUUAUAUUCCAACAUUGACGUUAAGAAGAAUAUCUACGAAAGUGACGCCGUUUCACUCGUCACAACCUCAACUAUUUACAAGAACAAUAACAAUAGAUCGCUUGCCGUGUAUGGUAAGGCUGGUAGCAAUAAGGUUCAUGAAUGUGGAGUCUGUGGAGCCGAGUUUACGUCCGGGCAAGCCUUAGGUGGCCACAUGAGACGGCAUAGAGGCGCAGUGGUUAUUGCUGCGGCGCCGGUUACCACCGUGACGGUGGCCACGGCUGCUGCCAACACGGAGUUAUCAUUGUCUUCUAUGUCGUUCGAUCAAAUAUCCGACGGUCAAGAUCAUUUGGUGAUGCCAGCUACAAAGAGAGCUAAGAAGACGGUCGUGUCAUUGGAUUUGGAUCUGAAUCUACCCGCAUCCGAAGAUGAGAAUCGGGUCAACGGGUUUACCUUUGCUUUGAAGCAAAAACAGGAACAAGAACAUCAACCAACGAUGCAAAGAGAAGAACCAAAGUGUCUUCUCAUGUCUGCUCCUACUUUGGUGGAUUGCCGUUACUGAUAAACAUCAUAACCUAAAAAAAACAGAAAAUCAUUUUAAUAUAUUUUCUUCUUUUUUAUUUACUGGGAAAGUGGUAAUUCAUUGUUUGUAUAUCAAAUGUUUUUUUUUGUAUGUAACCGAUUCUUUGCUUGUUAAAGACUUGCGAGAUUCUUUUUUU
Molecule: messenger RNA, 2421 nt
Organism: Brassica napus (rape)
Lineage: Eukaryota; Viridiplantae; Streptophyta; Magnoliopsida; Brassicales; Brassicaceae
Product: zinc finger protein ZAT5-like
Exons: 1
Coding region: 1227-2264 (345 amino acids)
Source: RefSeq, a predicted model, not a curated record